UAGCGGCUUUGUCUUCUUCCUCCUCCUCUAAUCACACCGUCUCCUUGCACUUCCAAAAAUCUCUCAUACUGUUGCAUUGAUUCUUCUUCCAUAGGUGUUUUGUUCUUUUGAUUUUUUUUUUGUAAGAAUGGUUGCAAUACCCAAGCUUAGGAUAAAGUUUGGUUCUGGAGGUUCUGUCAGAACUUGUCAAACGUUUCCGGAUAGUGAGAAGAAAAUUGAGCAUUCGUUAUGUGAAGACUUAUCUCGUUCCGCCGAGCAAUCGAGGAAGCGUGGACCUAACGAGAUUGAUGAUGUACAACCUAAAAAGAAGCAGAAGCUAGACCGUGAUUUGUCUAGUCAGUGUUUAGCAUUGUUGAGAUCUUUGAUGGAGCACCCUGUUGGAUGGGUUUUUAACAAGCCUGUUGAUCCUGUUGAACUGAUGAUUCCUGAUUACUUCAAUGUCAUAUCGAACCCUAUGGAUUUUGGCACAAUCAAAUCGAAGCUUUUGAAGAAUGAGUACUGUAACGCUGAUGAGUUUGCGGCGGAUGUGCGGUUAACUUUUGACAAUGCGUUAAAGUAUAAUCCUUCGGAUAAUUGGGUUUACAAGGUUGCAAAGGAGAUGAAGGAGGUAUUUGUUGUCAGAUGGGAAGUACUCAAGAAGAAGAAGGUUUCUAAAUUAUCCAGGAUUGGAGUUACAGAAGGUUGUAAGAGACAGCCAGUCGAAGUCGAUUGUUCAAGACUGAGCAAUGAAAAUUCCGAAAAGGGUUCUCUUUCGUCAAAACCAGCGAAAGUGCAGAGCAAAAAGGAUACUCCUGCUGUGACGCCGAAAGCUUUAGCAACAAAGGGGACUAAGAGACUCGAUCAGGGCCUUGGAGUCAGUUCGGCUGUGAAAAUCCCAGUGAAAGGCUCAGCUCAAACUGCAGCCAUUAAGUGUGGUUCAUGUGGUAAAACUAUUUGCAUAUGCCUCAAGUCCUGUAGCUCAUCCGGAAGCAAUAAUUCUCCAUUAAUGGAUUGUCAAGUACAAAACACUUCAGGUGCACAGGCGAGUGAGUCAGAGCCUCAAUGCAAUGGGUCUGUGACUUCAAAGAAUGAGAGAAAUGGUAGUGGCAAUUCUCAGCUUGAUAAACCUUCAAACAGUGCUCUGUUGGAAAAUAAUGAAUUGAAAACGGCAUUGCCUUCUCUGCCACCAGUACCUCCUGAGAAGGCUCUUCGUGCUGCAAUACUCAAAGCUCAAUAUGCGGAUACCAUUCUAAAAGCUAAACACAGAAAAGUCCUUGAGCAGAAUAACAAAGCUGAUCUAAUUAGAAUACAGAUAGAAAAGGAACAGAUGGAAAGAGCACAACGUGAAGAGAAAGCUAGAAUUGAAGCCGAGAUGAGAGCUGCUAAGGUUGCCGCACAAAUGAGGGCACAAGCCGAGUUGAAAGAAAAACGUGAUAAACAACGGCUCGAACUAGCAGAGAUGAAAAGAGUCUUUGAUUUUGAACGGAACAACUACUUGAGAUUGGAUAAAGAAUUUAGGAAAGUCUGUGGUUGCUCGAGUCUGACAAGAAUUCGCAUACUGGUUGAAGAGUUGGGUCUGUUUUUAAGAAGUGAUGACUGUCCGGAACUGGAAGAGACCGGGUCAGAAAUUUGUGAUGCGAUGAGAUUGGAAGAUCUUGAGGAAGGAGAGAUCCUGUAGAGUUUUCUCUAAAAGAAACCUCGUGGAUGUAAAUUUUGACCAGAACGCGAAUGCUUUGUUGUGACGUUAACUUUUGUCAUAAUUUAAUGCUCGUGGGCUAUGCAUAAUGUAUAUUUUAGUGAAUUUUGUUCCUAUGUAAAUUACUACACUGCCAUGAACCGUCUGUUUCACAUAUGAUAACUGCUAGUAAAUUAAUUUUA
Messenger RNA from Camelina sativa (false flax), 1857 nucleotides. Its product is annotated as transcription factor GTE12. Lineage: Eukaryota; Viridiplantae; Streptophyta; Magnoliopsida; Brassicales; Brassicaceae. Gene Ontology annotation, molecular function: protein binding. The record is from RefSeq and is a predicted model, not a curated record.